ACAUGUCAAUCAAAACACCGCGGAAACCAUAGCAACCUGAUCAACCGGCCUCCCACAGCUGUCAAUCAAAGAACAUUGCUUCCUGCCGCGGCGGCUAAGGUUGUGGUCCGCUUCCAUCAUUUACAGGUCAACAUGUUGACAAAAGGGAUAAAGCGAAAAUUUUCUGAAGAACAAGCUGUGGAUGCCUGUCUUGAUCCAGUUGGCAGUAGUGUUAGUUUGCCAUACAACUUGCAACGCCAGUCACUUCUAAAUAUCUCAUUGUUCAAACUUCAGCUGUGCAAAAUGCUGGUGGAACCAAAUCUUUGUCGCUCAGUGCUUAUAGCAAACACAGUGCGACAGAUUCAGGAGGAAAUGAUACAAGAUUGCAGCUGGCAGGGACAAACUGCUUUCACAGGAAGUGAUCUCUACGUAGGUCAUACUUCCUCCGAUAGUCUAGUUGCUACAGACUUCUUAUGUACUCCAAUAAAAGAACAACAUGUGGAAAGCUCCACUGCCUCCGCAAGUAAUACCAGCAAUAUUACUAAAAGCAAGGUAAACUGUUCAUCUUGUGAGAAUAUUACUUGUUCUGCAGCUGCUGCUUCUGUUAAAGACGCCAGUACUGUAAAAGAUCUGGUUCAAGUGCAUUUUGAAAAUGAUCUGAAUAUGUUGGAAUCUGAGGAGCAGCAAGUGGAUCUAAAGGAAUGUCCAAAGCCCUUGGAUCAAGUAUUCGGGAGUUUUGAAAUUGCAAAUUACUCUAGCCCUCUCACAGACAUGACAAUAGAUGAUUUGUUUGCGGAUAUUGAUACCUCUUGGCACGAGCUUGACUCAGUUAUGUCUGGGUUGAUGACCAGUCCAAAAACGACACCAGUCAUAUUUGAAUUACUAAAUGGCUUGCCAUCACACACAUCAACACCCAUAAAUUCUGCCCAGAACUGUAAAACAGAUUUAACUGAGCUUGAUCACAUCAUGGAGAUUAUUGUUGGCUCAACAAAUGACGUGCUUCAAGCUUGUAUGCAGCAGGAGUUAGAUCACAUUCAGCUGUGGGCUGACAAGUAUAGUGCCCCAAAGACAGGAAAAAUUGAAAGAUUCAUGUUGGCUAAAGGACUGAAGCGCAAACUAAGUGAUUACGAAGAAAACAUGGCUGGUCUUCCUGGUGCCUUUGAUUCUAAUCCAGGGCUGCCAUAUACCUUGCAGAGACAGCUAGUACUUAACAUGUGCCUCAUCAAACUGCAGAGCUGUAGAAUGCUGGUAGAACCAAACUUGCAUCGUUCUGUUCUCAUAGCAAAUACUGUACGACAAAUUCAGGAAGAAAUGAGACAAGAGGGUAGUCACGAUGGCUCUAGCAGUUGCAAUGGACCAAAUCCAAUUCCAGACACGAGCAUACCAUGUCAAGGAGGUAUUGAAUUAACUGGAUCAUCUGUACUCAGUACCUCUCCAGAUUUGAAUGGUUCCUCAGAUUUUUCAGAGAGCCAGUUAGAGAAUUCUUUAGUGUUGGUUUCAGAUAAUGACAUGUCAUCUGCCAUUUCAUCAAUCCUCAAAGACUUGGAUUUCAUGGAAGACAUCAGUCCAUCUCCUUGUCCAAUACCUGCAGAUGAGAGUGAUGCAUAUGUACACUUGCCUCUUGAAGACCGUACGCAAGAAACUAGGCCUGUGGAAACUGUAUUUGGCUCUUUUGAAAUCAGCAAUUCAACGAGUUAUCUAACAGACCUUGCUUUUGAUGACAUAUUUGAAGACAUUGACACAUCGAUGUACGACUCUGAUUUGUGUUUGCUCCCUUCGACAUCUGUUAGAUCGCCACCAGCUAUCGUGGAUGAUGUUCCAAAACCCUUCCAGUUAUGUAACUCAACGUCAGUGAAUACCAUUCAGAUCUGUCGAGUAGACUUGAGUGAUCUGGACCACAUCAUGGAGAUUCUUGUAGGAUCUUAACCCAUAGGAAUGCUUCAGAAUUUUGGGUGCUUGUCUUCCUUAUUAUUUAAAAUGGCUUUAUCUGCAUCAAUAUUAAUGGAAAAAGCCACCAUCUUAGCAAACUACAAUUCAGUCUUUUCAUCUUAAAGUGUAAAUAGUACAAACUUCAAUUACUUUGACAUAAAAACCUUGUAAACAAAAGACUACAGGGAACACCUAAGCAAUUAGCAUAUGGAACUUUGGAAGGCGAAAUGUAUGCUACUGUUGACAACUUCUGAUUUGCAAUCCAGAAAUGUGGCCAUAACAUAACCACUUGGGUUAUUUUUUAAAGGAAUAAGAUUGUUUUUAUGAAAUUAAUGUAUUUCCAUAAGACAGAAUAUUAAUUCAAUAAGUUUUAAAUGGGGACAAAUGUUUUGUUUCUGCCCACCUACUGGCAGUUUUCUGUCUAUAUCCAAAGUGUGGGAGGAACUAAUACUCUGAAAUCAUUUUGAUGAGCAUAUUUAUUCUAUCAACUGGAGCACAUAACUUGUUACUUCCCUGAAGGUUUUUUAAAUAGGGUAUUACUAUACCAACAAAGGCACCUUUAUCAAAAGGUUACAGGAAUGUUUUAUAUGACAUCUAAGCUAUUUAUUUUUUUAGAAUUUUGUACUCUAAAUAUCAGUGUUCGUGUGUCUUGUUUGGUCUUUAUUUCGAGUCUGACAUGCUUUGCUGUUGGAUUUGGUUUACACUACCUCUUCCAAGAUCUAACAAUAAAGCUUUGUUAAAGAUAAAUAUGCUGUACAUGAGCAGGUAGACUUUUUGGAUUUUAAAAUGUUUGUGAGAAAAGCUUUUUUAAUUUAUCCAGAGCAAUGCAACUACAUAAAUGAUCAUGUUGAAUACUUGUUAAUCUUGUAUCUGCUUUUAAACUAAUGCCUUCUAAUGAUUUGUACCAUUGAUAUGAACACGUUCAUGAUUUGGACUCACUGCCAUGCUCCAACAAAUAACUGGGAAGAAGAUGAUAGUUAAUAUAAAAUAAAGUUUGAAAUGUAUCAAGUUAUUCAUACCCUUAAGCAACUAAACAUUUCCAGAAAAUGUUACCACAUUUACAUUGCAUUGUUUAGUAAUAACAUGUAUAAGUUGGAAGUGGUGGCCUUAUAAUUUAAUAUAUGAAAUGAUUAUAUUGUGGAAAAAUCCAAAUUUUUACAGAGUUGAGCACAAUCUAGGUUUACAGUUUACUGUUAUAAUGGAGGGACUGCUUCAUUAGCAGUUUCUGUUUUUCAGGUAAGAUGUAAAUCUAGGCUAUGAACAGCAUGUAGCAUUUGGACAAAAUGCCAGGUCUUGUUAUCUUUUGUUAAGCAACUUAAGCAAAUGGAUUGGAAUUGUUUAUUCUUGCCACAUGGACUGAGGUAUAGUGCAAAGCACAAAACUACUGAAUUAUGCAAAACAUAAUUUGUAUAUGAUUGUGCGUGCAUUUCUCAAAUUCAUUCAAUGAAAGUAGUGUUUUCCAUUGAAUACUAAAAUACCGUCAUUUUUCACUUUGUCUGUUCUUCAUCUUAUCUACCUUUCUCAGUCAACUUGAUCCUCCCCAAAAGCUGACAGGACAGUUAUGCUAGUAUUCUGACUGCCAUAUCUUCAGACCCAAAUUAAUUUUUAAAAACUUGCUCUUCUCUUGCUCAGCAUACAUCAGCUGUGCUGUUGUAUCUUUUGUACGAUUACUGAUGCAAAGCUACCCUACAUUUUUGAAAUAUAUGCUUCAAGUUUGUGAGAAAGGCACUCUAUAAAUUCAAGUUUCUUAGUUGCAGAGAAAUUGGGAGCUUCUUUCUCAAGGAGAGCAUUUGAGAUGUGAUUCUAUUAUUCUUUCAAUACUAUAACUUUGCAAUUUUGUUAGUAUGUCCUAUCUCAUGCAUUCUGGAUAACCUUCUCUUGCACUGUUAAUGGAAUGAGAGCAAUAGUGAAUUUAGGUGAGAUGGGAAGGGCCCCAAUGUUUCAAUGCCACAGGUGCUUUCUAAAGUUCUAUAUGAAAUGAGUGGCAUAUUGCUGAUAACAUUUAAGUUGCAUUAUGUUAUGUGAUAAGUGGCUGUUGAUGUUUAGAUAAUUGGAAAUGUCAUUUGUGCAAGAAUAUGUAGUGGAAGGCAAUUGUGAUCUUGCACUGGCAUGUCAGACUAGGCUGUAAGUCAACCCUUCCUGCAUGAGGUUUAGACGAUCACCUGCAAUUGGAAUUGUUAAACAUUUUAUUUCAAUCUUCUCCUAUAACUAUUUAGUGUAGCCUGUUUUUUUUCUUUAUUUUCCGACAGAAUUGCUAGUCCAUUAAAUUGUAUAUUUGGCUGUUAAGCACCUGUCUGUUUUUCAUUUCAUUUAGAUGCACAUUUGUUCCUCUCAGUAUUGAGAACAUGUGAUCUUGUACAGUGUAUAUAUAAUUCCUUGAUGUAAUUUACAAAGUUUGUAAUUUAAUUGAGAAACACUUUUUUUUGCUUCCCCCCCCCCCUCCUAUCCCCAAUUCCACUUUAUGCUACAAUUGAUCUUUAUGGGGCUGGAAUAGAAAUUUAGAAAUUGAGUUUAUGUGCAAGUUGUGAAAUUGUGCACAAAUCCCUUAUUAAUAUGUAGGCCAAAAGCUCAAUGGCCUAUUCCUGCCAAGUGCAUUAUGAAAUCUCCACUUCUAGAAUGUUUGGGUGUGCAAUAAAUUGUUUAAUUUCUUGUAUAUUGUUGAAUGAAAUGUGCUUCCUAUAUGGUUCAUUUGGUUAAGUUUCUAGACACAAAUUUUAUUAAUGCACUUUGGUACUAAGUGUAUGCUAGUUGCAUUGUAUUUGAUUUUUGGAAUUAUUCUAUUUUCAUUAGUUACCCAUUCUAUAGUUGGUUUCAACACUUAAUCCCAAAUAUUUAAAUCUAAGACCUGUGGAAAAAUUAGUUUGUAUUAGAUUGUGAAACCACUAAGAUCUAUUUUUAGUGAGUUUAGGGAACAGUCACUUUUUGGUCCCUUACUAACUUAGAUUUUGAUCAAUGUUUUAAUGCACAGCAACAUUUAAUUUUUUUCCCCCCUAGAAGUAAAGUUUUAACUUAAAUCAAGCUUUUGGAAAAGGGAAACUGAUCAAUGCUCAGCUAUCUAACCUGUAACAGUUAUAAUCCAUUAAUGAAUUUUUUAUUGAAAGGAAGUCUGUAGGAGUUCUGACAAUACAUCCUCAGGAAGUGACAACUUUCAAUUUCCUGAGGUACUUGAAACAACCUCCACAACUGACCUUGUGUGGUACUAUCUCCCUCUGAUUUUGUGCAUAUUCAACAGAAAGUUCCAACCAUUGUUUUGGUGAAAUAUUAUCAGUAAUGUUUUGAUUAAAUUAACAGCAUCUGUCAAGUUAUCUAUGAAGGAGACAAAUUUGCUAUUUAUAUUUUCACUAUUAAAGAUACUAUAUUUCAUAACAAAUCUUGAAUUUAAAAGGACAAGGCCAAUUCUAUAACUAAUGCAACUUGAAUUUCAGUUGGUAUUGUUUUAGUUGGUUAAUACUCACUUCAGCACUGAGAUUAACCAUGGUAUAAUAGAAUUUAUUUUCUCAAACAUGCAUAGUAUACUUAGUAUUCUAUUUCUAUUUUUAAAAUAAGUAAUUUUGAAUGAUUUAGAAAUUUCAAAGUGAUGUCUCUAUUUACUACUAUUGCAGUAUGUUUGUAACAAGUCGGUUAUAUUUAAACAUUUACAUUUUCUUUCCAUGUUGAGAAUAAAGUUCAGGUAAAUCAUUAAAUAGUGGUUGUACGUUUAUUGAAAAAUAAAAGAUUGUUUAAUCCACCAACAUUUUAUACAUUUAGUAAGGAGCAACAUCCAGUUCUGAAGGCAAUAAUGAGUUCACAAGAUCCAUUCCUCGGGCCCAGUACAAGUAUCCACAAACAAGCCCACACUUGCAAUGCAAAGACUGUACAGCUCAGGCACAGGCUAAAGAGUGAACAAUGAGUUAGACACUGGACAUAGAUCUAGAUCUUGCAUUGCUAAACUGCCCUGUGAAAGGAAACAAAUGUGUACUGUGGCAAACCUACAACUGUGGGGACUGAUUAACAGGUACGAUUAUCACAGAAGGGUGAGAUCUAGGCUAGCUAUGUUUUGCUCAGUCAAACUGCUUUCAAAGCUGCCUUACUUGGGACAUGCAGAAUCCUGCUUGAAAGGCUCAGCAGCUCGCUCUUGUGAGAUGACCUGGUUCUGUAUCAUGCCGUAAGGUUGAUACGUAUUCCUUCAAAGCCUUGUCAGGCUGGCUCUGUGCUAUAAGUGGCUGACAGCUCCAGGUACGUUUUGGAGUCAGCUCAUGCUGCUUGCUUUACUGCAAGUCAACACACGGUUCUCAGUUACAUUAUGAGCAUAGAUAUUACCCUUGAGUAGAAAGUGUGAAAGACAUGUUUAACUUGUUAGUUAGAACAAAUUCUGAACAGGUCUAUAAAGUUUUUACCAUCUGAACUUCACAAUUGAUACUCUUUAGGUGCCCAUGAAUCUUGACCAGCCCUAGUUGUUUUUUCACCCUAUCUAAUCUCCAAUACACUUUCUCAGAUGGGCAUAGAAUGUCCAAUUAAUAUUCUUACUAAUUAACAGUAUUUGCAAUUUCAUAAUCUUUUAUCUGUGCAUUGGUCAUAUUUGAAUAUGGCAGGUUAUACAUGUAUGUAUAGGACAAACUAUACCUGAGCUUUUUCCCAACCCUGGCACUGGUUCAUUUACCAAUUUGCUUGUUUAGUAGAAAACUGGAUGAAAAUAAAUUUCCGUCAACUAAAUAGUGGAAGGAGUACAACUAUCCAAUCCUUGAGACAGUUUUUAAUCUACAGUAGUGAUCAAACAGUUUGUUGUCUUCUGCACUCUGGUUGAUCUUACAUUGGCCCUGUUAAUAGUUACUAUUCUAUAGAUUUGCUGAGUAUGCCCACAAGAAAAUGAAUCUCAGGGUGGUUUCCGGUGACAUAUAUAUACACUUUGAUAAAACAAUUUACUUUUAAUGUUAAUCCAUCCUUUUGUCUGAGAUGUUCAUACUACACAUCACAAUUGCUUAAUACUGCACCAGCUGUAAAUACAACUUCUUUGCCCAGAUCUAUCACCAUCAAGACAGCACAUCAACUGUAGAUGUAAGAGGAGUACACAAUGACACGUCAAAAGCACCAGUGGGCAUGUCUAAACAAAUGAAGUGCCAGCCUGCAAUGGCAAUAACCUAGCAUAUAACAGUAAACAACAACAAUCAGACCAAAGCAAUUCCACCACACUGGAGGUUGAGUCCUGCAAUCUUGUCAACGGUACUGGUAAUAAACGUAACAUCUGGAGUGAUAGAUUUGCUUUUGCACAAAGUACCAUUUGCACUUCCUCAGAAAAUGAGGCAUCCAAGACCCUGAUGACAUUCAAACACAUCUUCAAUCACAACCUUCCCACCAUCAACGUGCAGGAAGUUAAUCACAACCUCGGUUGGAUCAGUCACGUAAAUAUUCUGGUAAAAGCAGGAAGUCAAAAACCAGGUAUCCUGCAAGUGACUUAAACUCCUGCCACUCACUUUCCACCAUUUGUGAAGCAGGAGCAUGAUAGCAGAUGCUCCAGUUGUCAAGAUAAGUACAGUUCCAACAACACUCACAAGAGCUCAGCAAUAUUCCAAGACAAAGCAAUCACUUGAUUGUCACCUCAUCCAUCUCCUGGGCAAUCAUUCCCUUCUCUGCUUGCAUCCUCUGGCUACAUUGUGUGACAUGUAAAACACACAAGUUAUUUACAAACAAACAUAAAAAACCUACAGCACAAUACAGUCCCUUUGGCCCACAAAGUUGUGCCGAGCAUGUCCUUAACAUAGAACUACUUAGGCUUACCCAUAGCCCUCUAUUUUUCUAAGCUCCAUGUAUCCAACCAAAAGUCUCUUAAAAGAUCCUAUUGUUUCCGCCUCCACCGCUGCAGCCAGCCCAUUCCACUCACUCACCACUCUCCGCGUAAAAAACCUACCCCUGACAUCUCUGUACCUACUUCCAAGCACCUUAACAUAUGCCCGCUCAUGCUACCCAUUUCAGCCCUUGGAAAUAGCCUCUGACUAUCCACACGAUCAAUGCCUCUCAUUAUCUUGGUCACUUCUCAUCCUCUGUUGCUCCAAGGAGAAAAGGCCGUGUUCACUCAACCUGUUCUCAUAAGGCAUGCUCCCCAAUCCAGGCAACAUCCUUGUAAAUCUCCUCUGCACCCUUUCUAUGGUUUCCACAUCCUUCCUGUAGUGAGGCAACCAGAACUGAGCACAUUACUCCAAGUGGGGUC
Messenger RNA from Hypanus sabinus (Atlantic stingray), 8092 nucleotides. RefSeq lists its product as uncharacterized. Bases 133 to 1905 code for a protein of 590 amino acids. The transcript has 5 exons. Gene Ontology annotation, cellular component: nucleus. The record is from RefSeq and is a predicted model, not a curated record. Gene Ontology annotation, molecular function: transcription regulator activity. NCBI's taxonomy places the organism in Eukaryota, Metazoa, Chordata, Chondrichthyes, Myliobatiformes, Dasyatidae.